UCAUAUGUUAGCUUUCAUUCUUUAUCACAAUUUGUAUAACAGAACCCUUUUCUUUUUCUUUUCUAAUUAUCAUUAUAAAUCUACCUUAAUACUACACUUUUGAACACCUACACUCUCGCUAGCCAUGCCUACUCUUUUUUACACGUUUUGUGAACGCACUCUACGCUUUUCCAAUAAAAGCCAUGUUGUUGUAUCGUUCGCUAUCGAAAUAAAGAUUGAGUACAUUGAACCUGAUAUCUCGUUAUUUGGAGUGAAUCUAUACGGUCACCUUCUAACACUCAGAAGCAGGGGCUUUUCUUUAUAUUUUCAUCUCUCGUCUUGGACUACGAGAACUAGUCGACUAGGGAGAAGAAGUGGAAAAAUUUUAAUGGCGGAAGCCGAACCCAUCACGAGGCACGAGGCGUUUUGAGCCGCCAAUAAUCACACGGAGUCCACGGUUAUUAUACUUUAUAAAACAAAAUAGCCUGCAUACCCAUAUUUACAAGAAGAGAACAUUGAUCUCUCAUAAGAGGAGAAAGAAUCCCUUAACGAACUGCAACUAUUUGACUCUCGACAAAUUUGAAUGCCGUUUCUGAUACAUUGGAUAUUUUCUACAUAUUUUUACAAAAUGAGCUAUGAAAAGAAAAAAUAUGCGGUGGUUAAAUUUUUAUGUGAUUCUUCGUAUUCCGAAAUUCUGACGGCAUGGUUGUUUCAAGAAAAGAAUAUUCAAUAUUGUUGGUGGCCACCUCGAACGGCAAACAGUGCAACAUUAAUAUUGAACUGCGAAAGUCCUGAUUUUUCUUCAUGGAAACAUUACGAAGUGGACAUCAUAAAACAUUGCACAACUAUUGAGUCAGCUCGUAAAUGUGCAGCAGAUUCUAAUUACGAAACAACCGAUGAAGAACGACUCGGCCGAGGAAAGCGGCAACCAGUAUUAAACAGUCGUUUUGCGAACAGCGACAGUGAAGACGAGGAUUUCCGUCAACCUCCAAAAUAUAUCACAAAAAAACAAAUAAAUAAAAACUGCGCAUUUAACAAGAACAAUAUUGGCCAGGCACCACCGCCAGCUCCUUCAAACUUGAAUUUUAUGGUUCAAAUUGCAGAAGAAAAAGACACAGUGAUGGAAGACGAGGAGAAUGAACGUCCUAAUAUUUUUAAUGCACCAAUAAUAAUAGAUAACACUCCCAUGGAAAACGUAGAAGACGUAUUUAAUGUAAAUGUUGACAUACAACAAAUGUUGCGUAUGCAAGCAGCAUCGAAUGUUACUCAAAGACAGAUACUACAACGAUUAGUAAAAAUAGAAAACGCGUUGAAACACCGCGCGUUAAGUCCUAAUAAAAUUAAGGACGAUCUUAUAAAACCAUAUUUACCGUUAACAACAGUUGCAGUCGUGAAGGAAUUUGAUGCGUUAUUGAAAGCAUCAGAUGAUGCUGUGAUACAGUUUAAAGAGUUUUUAUCAAAAACGGGUGGUAAUAACGCCAGAGAUAACAUUCUUCGUAUUCUUAAAAAAACAUUUACAAAUCAAUGCUCCAUAAGAUGUUCCUGGAAAGGACUGCGACAAAAUUUUUAAGUUUCAAACUUACAUCUCAUACAAAUUAUAAAAAAAGAGGUAAUACUACGUUACGCGACGUUCACUGAAGCAGAAUUUGAAAACGUUGUUGCAGAGUGGCUACGCUUUGCGAAACAACGAAAUGAUAGAGAACGAGCAAAGGAAAAUAUUGAGGUCGAAAAUGUUGUCAGAAAUGUUGAAAAUAAUUAGAAUUAAAUGUUCAAAAUAAAAGUUCAAAUUAAAAGUUCCUAUAUUAGAAUUGUGAAAAAAAAAGUUUGUAGCGUUUUACUCUAAGAAAAAUAUAUGAAUUUUACUAAAAAAAAGUUUUUUUGUAAAACGCUACGAACUUUUAAUCACCCAAUAUUAAAUAUUAAAAGUUUCUAUAUUAUAUUAUAUAAUAAAAUUAAUAUAUUUUAUGAAUUAUACAUUUAAAAAUUAAAUUUUUAUUUUUAUUUUCUUUAAAUAGAAAUUUUAUCCUAUAUAUAUGUUAUAGAUUUGACAGACUGUUUUGCUUUAUAGAGAUGUAAAAUAAGAUGUAAAAUAAAAUGUGAUGUACUUUAAGUUUCAUAUGCAACAAAUAAAAUGUGAUAUACUUUAAUUAAAAUAAAAUGUGAUAUACUUAA
Solenopsis invicta (red fire ant) is the source of this 2151-nucleotide messenger RNA. RefSeq lists its product as uncharacterized. NCBI's taxonomy places the organism in Eukaryota, Metazoa, Arthropoda, Insecta, Hymenoptera, Formicidae. The transcript has 8 exons. The record is from RefSeq and is a predicted model, not a curated record. The coding region runs from base 563 to 1549 and encodes 328 amino acids.